Molecule: messenger RNA, 2820 nt
Organism: Cynocephalus volans (Philippine flying lemur)
Lineage: Eukaryota; Metazoa; Chordata; Mammalia; Dermoptera; Cynocephalidae
Gene: NUBPL
Product: NUBP iron-sulfur cluster assembly factor, mitochondrial
Exons: 11
Coding region: 1-957 (318 amino acids)
Biological process (GO): mitochondrial respiratory chain complex I assembly; iron-sulfur cluster assembly
Cellular component (GO): mitochondrion
Molecular function (GO): ATP-dependent FeS chaperone activity; 4 iron, 4 sulfur cluster binding; ATP binding
Source: RefSeq, a predicted model, not a curated record
AUGGGGACUUGGCAGCGUCUGCUGCUUUUUGGUGGGGUGUCUCCCGGGAGUGGUGGUGGGGCUGCUGCUCCGCUUGGGGGAAUCCGAGCAUUGGUUUGCAGGCGCCAGUUAUCUGGCGCUGAGAGUGAGUCCCUAAAACAAAGAAGAACACAGAUCAUGUCCCGAGGACUUCCAAAGCAGAAACCGAUAGAAGGUGUUAAACAAACUGUAGUUGUGGCUUCUGGAAAGGGUGGAGUUGGAAAAUCAACUACAGCAGUGAACCUUGCGCUUGCACUAGCAGCGAAUGAUUCGUCAAAGGCCAUUGGUUUGUUAGAUGUAGAUGUGUAUGGCCCUUCAAUUCCAAAGAUGAUGAAUCUGAAAGGAAAUCCAGAAUUAUCACAAAGCAACCUAAUGAGGCCUCUUUUGAAUUAUGGCAUUGCUUGUAUGUCUAUGGGCUUCCUGGUUGAAGAGACUGCACCAGUUGUUUGGAGAGGCCUUAUGGUAAUGUCAGCCAUUGAGAAACUGUUGAGGCAGGUAGAUUGGGGCCAACUGGAUUAUUUAGUUGUUGACAUGCCACCAGGAACCGGAGAUGUGCAGUUAUCGGUCUCACAGAAUAUUCCCAUUUCAGGUGCUGUGAUUGUCUCCACACCUCAGGACAUUGCAUUGAUGGACGCUCACAAGGGUGCUGAGAUGUUUCGAAAAGUCAACGUGCCUGUUCUUGGCCUUGUCCAAAACAUGAGUGUUUUCCAGUGUCCAAAAUGUAAACACAAAACUCAUAUUUUUGGUGCUGAUGGUGCAAGGAAACUAGCACGGACCCUUGAUCUUGAUGUUCUCGGAGACAUUCCUUUACACCUUAAUAUAAGGGAAGCUUCAGAUAUAGGCCAGCCAAUUGUGUUUUCACAGCCUGAAAGUGAUGAGGCCAAAGCUUACCUGAGGAUUGCUGUGGAAGUGGUAAGAAGAUUGCCACCACCAGAAUGAUUCCCCAGGUGUCCUGGAAAUUUGCCUGGUACUUGUCACUAGGAGGACCUUUGGAAAUCAGCAGUGUGGUGGUGGAACCUACAAAAGUAAUAGCAAUUGUUUUCUUUUAUUUCUGAGGAAAUAACGUCUUAUUUUCAGAUUUGAUUUGCUAAGUUACGACUCACAAAUAAAAUUUUUAUGUAUUAAUGCUAACUGAUAUAGUUAGGAAUUUUUUAAAAAGCUGAUGUGUACCAACUGCACAGAACUGCAUUUUAUUUUAUUGAACUAUUGGAGAAUAGUUUCUUUUGAAAAGUCACGAGCUUGUGAUGUUACAAGCACAGUUUGGGAGAGAACGGCACUCUUUUUAGAGUUAGUCAUUUAAAGGAUUUGCCAGAUUUGUGUAUGUGCAUAAGUAUGACACCUCCCCACAAGGCAGUUUAGUCUGGAUUUAAAUCUUGCCUCUAGUUCUAUCUUGGACACAUUCUCAAAAUAGGUGAACUUCAGCUUCUUCACUUGGAUCAGACUCUACCCCAGACUGAUGAAUAUGAAUCUCCAUGGGUGGGGCCUGGACAUGUGUGUUUUUAACAAGAUCAUAAUGAUUUUGAUAAUGAUGGCAAUGAUAAUAAUAAUUACAGCUAACAUUUAUCAAGUGCUUUCUCUGUGUCCUUAUAGUUAAUCUUCAAUUUUUAUGAGUGAGGUACUACAUAAUCUCUAUUUUAUAGAUGAGGAAACUGAGGUAUGGGAAAGUUAAGUGUCUUGCUGAGAGUUAAUAUUUCUAGCAGGUGAUAGAGCUGGGAUUUGGACUUGGGUAGUUGGAUACUGGAUUCCUCCUUCUGUAUACAAAUGUGUGUUUAAUUUCAAAAGAGGGAUAUAGUAUCCAGCAUUUCCUCAAACUUAUUUUGCCAUGAAAUUCAGCCCCCCUUUUAGGAGCAUUUCAUGGAGUUCAUGUUUCAAAAAACACACAUUGGAAAACAUGUAUCUUGUCUAAUUGAAGCUUAGAGAGAGAGUCAAGGACUUUGCAAGGUCAGAUAGAUAGUUAUAAAGCUGCAAGUACAGUAAUGUGUUACUUAACAAAGGGGAUAUGUUCUGUUCUGAGAAACUCGUCAUUAGGCAAUUUCAUCAUUGUGCCAGCAUCAUAGAGUGUACUUUCACAAACCUAGAUGGUGUAGCAUCUAGGCUAUGUGGUAUAGCCUAUUGCUCUGAUCACCGUGAUGAUGAUAUAUGUCAUCCGUUUUUGACUGAAACAUUGGACUGUACUGAUAAGAGUCAUUUGUUAAUUGGCAGUUACAAGGAAAUGGUCUAUGACCUUUGGCAGAUAUUUUCACAUCCUUUGCUCUGUAGUUAUCAGCCAGAAAGUUAGGCAAAGAGUUACACAUUAUUAUAAACAUGUUUUCACACAAAAACCUGUACAUAGAUAUUUAUAGCAGCUUUAUGUGUAAUAGCCAAAACAACCCAUAUUUUCUUCAAUGGGUAAAUGGUUAAACAAAUCAUGAUACAUCUGUACCAUGAAAUACUACUCAGCAGUAAAAAAUAAGAAAUAUGGAUACAUGCACAACCUGGAUGAAUUCCAGAGAAUUAUGCUGAGUUAAAAGGCCAAUUUCCAAAAUUUAUGUACUAUAGAAUUUCAUUUAUAUACAUUCUUGAAAUGAAAAGAUUGUAGAAAUGGAGAACAGAUUAGUGGUAGCUGUGUUAAGGAGGGGGUGGGGACAAGAGGGAAUUGAGUAUGGCUAUACAAGGGCAACAUGAGGGAUCCUUGUGAUGAUGGAAAUGUUCUGUACCAUGCCUUUAUCAGUGUCAAUAUCUUGGUUGUGAUCUUGUUCUGUAGUUUUGCAAGAUGUUACCACUGGGGGGUAUUGGAUAAAGGGCAGGGAAUCUCUAUUAUUU